ACAUGCGGAUCAAUGUAGUCGUGUUGGUUGUUGCUUUCGUUGGAUUGUUUUUUACUGACAUCUGCGUAGGUUUAUAACAACUUACAUUUUCGCAUAAUUUCUUACAUUUUUUUUUUUAGAUGGCAGUCAUUUUUAAGAUGACAAACUAUGUGUGUGAAAGUUAUAAUAAAUCGUGGUUCGUGUUCCAUAAUUGUCGCCUGAAGGCCAUAAAUCGAAACAAGGUUAUACUUAAUACGAACGGAACCAUUUUGCAUCCCGCUUAUGAUAUACAAGUUCAUGGUAAAGUUUAUAAAAGAGAAAGUGGUUUUAAGCCCUGGCUGCUUGAGAGAAAAAUAGACGCUUGUCGUUUUAUGAGGGGAAACUAUGAUCAUUUCGCAAAAAUAGUCUACAGUCUUUUUCAACCGUUUACCAAUAUAAACCACACGUGUCCCUAUGUGGGACUACAGAUUGUCCAAGGAUUUUACCUAAAGCCCGAACUCUUACUUCUACCUUUCCCUACAGGCCAAUAUAUGCUGGCCCUAAGAUGGUAUUUUGACAAGAAACUGCAGUUUGACACAAACGUUACCUUUUUGUUUGUAGAAGAUUUUGGGAAAUCCAAAUGA
Drosophila eugracilis is the source of this 602-nucleotide messenger RNA. RefSeq lists its product as uncharacterized. Bases 120 to 602 code for a protein of 160 amino acids. The record is from RefSeq and is a predicted model, not a curated record. Lineage: Eukaryota; Metazoa; Arthropoda; Insecta; Diptera; Drosophilidae. The transcript has 2 exons.